This is a messenger RNA of Triticum dicoccoides, 465 nucleotides long. RefSeq names its product selT-like protein. Lineage: Eukaryota; Viridiplantae; Streptophyta; Magnoliopsida; Poales; Poaceae. Bases 5 to 427 code for a protein of 140 amino acids. The record is from RefSeq and is a predicted model, not a curated record. The transcript has 2 exons. Gene Ontology annotation, biological process: cell redox homeostasis. Gene Ontology annotation, molecular function: thioredoxin-disulfide reductase (NADPH) activity. Gene Ontology annotation, cellular component: endoplasmic reticulum membrane.
UGCGAUGACCAUGAAGCGCAUGCUGGAUACCUCAUUUCCUGGAAUUCAUGUCGUCUUGGAAAACUACCCUCCACCCUUCCCAAAAUGCGCCCUCGGCAAAAUGAUGCCUUUUGUUCAAGUUGGAGCAAUAGCAACAUUAAUGGCUCGUGAUCAGAUUUUCCCUAGAUUUGGAAUGGUACCACCUCCGUGGCACUACUCACUGCGUGCCAAUAGGUUUGGAACCAUGCCAUCAGUCUGGAUGUUUGGCAAUUUUGCUCAGUCUCUUCUACAAAGUUCUGGCGUCUUUGAAGUUUACUGCAAUGGACAACUGGUCUUCUCAAAAUUAUCUGAGCAGAGGUUUCCUAGCGAGUUCGAGCUACGGGAGCUCAUUGGCGACAGAUUAUCAGAUUCUCAAAUUGGGAAAAAUCUGGAAAAGAUCUUGUACUAGACAAUGAUGUCAAGAGCACCCACGACCAUUUAUCUGUA